AUGCCUGAUGCUCUCUUGGCUGCUGCUGGCCGGCUGCGGUUUACUGCCAGUGGCUCUGCGAGCGCCAAUUUGUCUCGCAAACCCAUUGCAACAAUGGACCAAUACACUCGUGGAAAUGAGCUGGAGGUACGGCAUGACCUGCAAACUGCAUCGAACUGUGGUUGCAUUGUCGAUUCUGAUAGCGUGGGUACCCUCCCCGAAUCCAAAAACACAAUGUCUGCAUACGCAGGUGAAGAAAGAUGUGUGCUGAUAAAGUGCCCAACCAUCUAUAGCAUCUCAAUGUGUGCGCUUUCCUUCUUUGACGAGGCCGAUCGCCGACAGAAGAACCGCUUCCUGAGGUUCUUCUGCUGCUCCCGCCGAACAACGACACCACAAGAGCAGGGAAGCAAACAACGGAUUGAGACGUCAGUUUCCAGUAUCGAGUUCGACAAGGACGAGCGCAUCUUCAUGGUCCCGGAGGCUCGACCGUCACACUUCGAGCGUGAACAAUGGCUACAGCGCAGGAACAGCUUGUCUUCUCAGAGAGCCAUCCACCCCCACAGACACCAUUACUACGACCCUCGGACGAGGUACGUGGUGUACAGCUAUGCGCCUAGCGCACGGUAUUCGAGCACUCUGCGCUCCGUGUCAGAGGGACAUUGUCUCGGUCUGAGCGAUCGGAAUUCAUCAUUCACAUCUUCCGAAUCCUCAGGAUCGCUUGCUCGCUCGGCACGACUCCCACCCGCAGCAAUAUCCUCGAGCCACCGAUCGAGCAGUAGUCUUGAGAAGCCUGGUUCUGGGAGCCGCAAUGGCGUCGUGGGCGGAGGUGUAGCAGCAGGAGGAGGAGUUAUACCGCCUGUCCAUGAUGUCCCUUCACUGCCAGCCCCACCGCCUCCAAUGUGGUCUCCAGCACUGCAGCAUGCGCCGCUCAGUUCGGAUCCCACGAUCCAAGCAUUGAGUACCGGAACGCAGCUGUCUCAUCCAAGGUCAUCGCCCGCACUGCUCGAGACGCCAUCUGAGUCUUCUCCUUGUCCUUCUUCUGCCUCUUCAGCCUCUUCAACGUUGGCUCCUAUCUCAGGCCCCCUGAUCCAGACGAGCGGUAUUGAUGUGAAGACCAAAGCAAAGCGUCAAGAAAAUCGACCGGAGACUGGCGUUCUCGCACAACAAAAGAACCACCGACCACCAACACCACCGCAAACAACACAGGGCCCUGUGUCUACAGUACCUCCAACCUCUCCUCCGCCCCCGCCUCCUCUCACCAUACCACCACCACCACCACCAGUAGUAACGCCUGAUAGGAAGUCGCCUCCCUCUGUCGCGUUGCCGCCUUUACCCACACGCUCGCCAGGCCAUAAUAUCUCCCCAUUCAAAGGGACUCGAGGUGGUGGUGGCGGUGGCGGUGGUACUCGUUCUCGCCCCGCCUCGACGUCGCCAUCGCGAACCAACACCACUACUGCACCUUCACCGAAUAGUCUCCGUCGCCCGUCACCACUCAGGUCCGUACACAGACAGUACUAUGCCCCUCAGCAGUAUCAAAGGUAUGUGCCCGGGGGUGCUGUCAAUACCCACGGCAGCGGUAUGAGUGGUACCAGGCGCUACGCCAGUGGUCAAGGGUACGGGUAUGGGUCUGGAUACGGAUACGUGAACGGAUCUUCCGCCACCGCUCCAGUUCUGAACUCCGCUUUGAGUGUGAGCAUGUACUCUGCCAGUUCGUACGGGACGGACCGAUCACGAUCAACGAGUCUAGGAGGAGGAGGUAUUGGUGGGAGGAAAUGA
Exophiala spinifera is the source of this 1755-nucleotide messenger RNA. RefSeq lists its product as uncharacterized. The record is from RefSeq and is a predicted model, not a curated record. Bases 1 to 1755 code for a protein of 584 amino acids. Lineage: Eukaryota; Fungi; Ascomycota; Eurotiomycetes; Chaetothyriales; Herpotrichiellaceae. The transcript has a single exon.